Molecule: messenger RNA, 955 nt
Organism: Eutrema salsugineum
Lineage: Eukaryota; Viridiplantae; Streptophyta; Magnoliopsida; Brassicales; Brassicaceae
Product: SUMO-conjugating enzyme SCE1
Exons: 5
Coding region: 266-748 (160 amino acids)
Biological process (GO): protein sumoylation
Cellular component (GO): nucleus
Molecular function (GO): SUMO conjugating enzyme activity
Source: RefSeq, a predicted model, not a curated record
CGCCAAUAUUAUGUAAGGAAAAAAAAAAGUCACAAGUAAUGUAUAUAUGUGAAUUUUUCUCAAUAAUUAUUGACCAAAAAAGGGAAGAGUUUAAUAUUAAUCUUAAUAAAUAAGCAAAAAGAAAAAAAAAAACAGUAUAAACGCAAAAGCCGACGAAGAAGAAUGAUAGAGAAAAGACUAAAUCGGGUGUGAAGUAAGCGUAGUCGGGUCAUUGGAUUUUGGAAUUGGAAAUUGGAGAUCGAAGCAAAGGAAGCAGACCGAAGUCAUGUCCGGUGGAAUCGCACGUGGUCGACUCACAGAGGAGCGGAAAGCGUGGCGUAAGAACCAUCCCCACGCUUUCGUUGCCAAGCCGGAGACUUCGUCUGAUGGAACAAAUAACCUAAUGGUUUGGCAGUGUAUCAUCCCUGGCAAAUCUGGGACUGACUGGGAAGGUGGAUUUUAUCCCCUGACCCUCCAUUUUUCGGAGGACUACCCAAGCAAACCUCCAAAGUGCAAGUUUCCUCAAGGUUUCUUUCAUCCUAAUGUCUAUCCUUCUGGAACUGUGUGCCUCUCAAUUCUCAAUGAGGAUUAUGGAUGGAGACCAGCCAUCACUGUGAAGCAGAUCUUGGUUGGUAUUCAGGACUUGCUUGAUGAACCAAACCCUAAUGACCCUGCACAGACGGAAGGAUACCAGCUCUUUGUGCAGGAUAAGACUGAAUACAAAAGAAAGGUGCGACAACAGGCGAAACAGUACCCACCAAUUCUUUGAUAUCUCUCUUCCCUCAAGUCAAGUCUCGUUAUAUGAAUGAUUCUCUGGCUCUACUUGUAAGAGACCUUGACUACAUGUUACUUUUUUUUUUCAAUUUUGAGUAAUAAGGAAAUACAUUUCCCUUUUCUCUCGCUGUGCAUUUUAUGCAAUAGACAUGGUAAUGAUUAGAUUCAUUAAUGUGAAAUUACUAAUGAAAUUUACACACCA